Striga asiatica is the source of this 345-nucleotide messenger RNA. Lineage: Eukaryota; Viridiplantae; Streptophyta; Magnoliopsida; Lamiales; Orobanchaceae. The record is from the annotation of a GenBank genome assembly.
AUGACGGCUCCUACAAGGCACGGCACCAAUGGAACAGCGGAACGGGUAUCUUUUAGCAAAGCAAAGGGAAAGGAGCGGGGCUACAAGGUAAUGGGCUCUCUCUCACUCCUCUUGGCUUGGCUGGAGGUAUCAGUGUGCCCGCCUGAGGGAAGGAGCAAAUAUGGAUGGGUGGUCGGAACCUGGACCAAAGACCUAAAGCAUGAAACCAAACAAGCUAAAGCUUGCCUCAAAGCGGACUCAAAGGAACAACUUCUUCUAUUUGGCUUGCUUUGCAAUCACGAUUUCGACUGUUGGAGCUUAACCAACAGGAGUGAGAACAAGAAGGCUCCCUUCCCGGUCUCCUAA